AUGCUCGCAAACAACACCCGGGGCGUAGUUUGGAACAGGGACGAUCCCUUCACGCGAAUGAAAACCGUAGUCCAGUGGUACCUAUCCGGAUUCUACAAGAAACCGAAAGGUCUCAAGAAACCCUACAAUCCGAUCCUGGGGGAAACGUUCCGCUGCUACUGGCAGCACGAAAACGGCAGCCGAACGUUCUACAUUGCCGAGCAGGUGUCGCACCAUCCGCCAAUAUCCGUGUUCUAUGUGACGAACCGGCAGGAUGGAUUCUCCAUCAGUUGCAGCAUUCUGGCCAAAUCGAAAUUCUACGGCAACAGUACUUCGGCGAUACUGGAAGGGGUCGCAACGUUGACCCUUUUGCCACGAGGUGAAUGUUACACGUUGACGGUUCCGUAUGCUCACUGCAAGGGUAUUCUAAUGGGGACACUUUCCAUGGAGCUGGGUGGGAAAGUAUCGAUCGAAUGCGAAAAUACCGGCUACAAGACGGAACUUGAGUUCAAGUUAAAACCGUUCUUAGGAGGCAACGAGUAUACCAACCUAGUCACGGGUAAGCUUAAGCUAGGCAAGGAAACCCUAGCGACCAUUAACGGCCACUGGGAUGGGGAGAUUAGGAUCAAGGAUACACGAACCAAUGAGGAAUCGGUACUGUCCAAUCCAACGCCAGAGGUUCGUGCCAAACGGUUGCCUCGUUUCGUGGUGCCAAUGGAGUCACAAGGUACGAACGAAUCGGAACGAUUGUGGCAGCAUGUCGCGGCUGCCAUCCGGCGAGACGAUCAGGUUGGAGCGACCGAAGAGAAAACGGCCCUAGAAGAAGCACAGCGAACGGCGGCCAAGGAACGGAAAGCUACCUGCACCGAGUGGGUGCCGAUGUUGUUCCAGCAGGAUCUUGUAACAGGGCAGUACCACUACAAAUACGCCGAUUUGCGCCCGUGGGACCCGCGGAAUGAUUUACGACAGUACGAGUGCAACUAUCGCAUCCAAACGAAAACCCGCCAUCAGGCCCCGAUGGUGCGAACAGCGUCGGUUAUCAGCACCGAACCGCUCAGUAUUCUGCAGGCAGAAUCACGCAGUUCGCUGCGCAAGGGCAUUGCGGUGGCCGGAGCCGUUCUGAAAGCACGCCAAAUCUCAUCCAACACUUCCACGCCGGAUCUGAACGAUCCCAACUCGGACUCUAGUCAUUCGAACGAACAUACCAACAGUAUCUCAAAUACUAGGGUGAUGCAUGCGCUGGACGACAUCAACAAAAAGCUGGAGGAGCACUCGAAGAAGCUGUCAAAGCUUCAGCUGGACAUGGACAAAAUUAACUGGGCACCGAGAACGGCCGUAGGCAGCCGAAAUGGGCUACUGGCUUCGUCUAAUGUGAGGGCCCUAGCAUUCGCAGUAGUGGGGCUGCUGCUGCAGGUAUUUAUCGUCUGGUUUCUAACGAAACGAUCUCUUGCGAGUGGUGCGCCUCCGUCGUCCGGAACACCGGCGGCAAAUGGCGGUAGUCAGUAAAGUGAUAGUUCUACGGUUAUUUUCUAUUACAUUUUUUAAACUGGUCAUGUUUAUUUGGGGGAACAAUCAGUAUAAUAUUGGUAAAUAGUUGUUCGUUGUGAAAAGAUCCGAAUGAUCAACAUUAUUAGAGGCGGGUUGGUUCGGAAUUGUUCUGAUGGGCUACGAUACGGUCCGAUAGGGCCAAUGAAUGUGUAUGUGUGAAGCGUUUUUUUGUUUUGAAAUGUGUUCAGCGGUUAUUUCAAAAUUGUCUUCAACAAAAAUCACACUGAUUGUGUUCUUUCUCGUUUGAUUUAUUUUUAUACAGUUUUAUACAAAAGACCCACAUAAAUACUCGUUGAACGAUUCGAAACCAUGUCACUAAGACAAUUUUCUAGAGCUAUAAAUCUAAACAACAAACUAUAAACUCCAACACACCCAGCAAAGACACCAACCACAAGUCGCUUUUUACGAUUUCUGAUAACAAUCAACACAUAUCUCCCAGAAGCCAUAAUAGAAACGCAAAAGUUCCAUUUCCUAACGCCCCUAUGCCACAAACCGUUGAGUCCGUGGUGGGAGCUUUUUCGCCAUCAUUCACUGCUCCAUAUACUGAACAGUUUUUACUGGAGGGCUUUGAAAGCGAAAAGCUUACAUUUAUCGACAAACAUACACAAAUUACAUACAUUCCCCACGUGGCUUAGAACAUAAUCGAAUAUUUUUGGCAGAUUUUUUUCGAUUUUUAUACGAACAAAAACGUUGGUUCGGCUUGGCACUUUUUUAUAAAUCAAAUUAAGUCAUCAAUUGGGGACCAAAUAUGCUUCCCUACCUAUUUCAAAUUAUUAAGAAUAACUAUGUACUAUUAGUAAGUCUAACAAGUAUGCAAUAUUACCCGUUGGUAAGAGUAGACAGGAUCGAGUUUUUUCUGUGGUAUCAGGUUUACAAACAUAGACGGUAUAGGAACAAGUCAGAUAAUCAAUUUCUCUAAUGUUUAGAUAGCUUCAUCACACUGAUAACUGAUUUUGUAGUGGUUAAGAUUCUACUUUUUCUACUAGCUCCCAAGUUCGUCAGUAAGUCAGUCCUCAAAAAUUUAACUAUUUUUUGUGGUACUGCUAAAUUAACAUUAUCGAAUAGAAAUCAUGUCAUCCCCUUCUAUGGUUCAAGUUUUGAUGUAUUGUAAACAUAAAGUGUAAACAAUUUGUAAACUUCAUACUGACAUAGGUACUGCCGAUCUGAUUAUUUUUAGAGCGGACAGUUCUAAGCAUAACAACUAACAACCACAACAGCAGAGUUAAUAAUAUGCCAUUUGUUCAUGAACGAAAGUCAACUGAACUCAGUCAGCAUGCAGCGUUACACAAACAUGAUAAACUUAACUACUGGUAACACAAAUUAAAUAAAAGUUCUGCUCCGUGUGGCAGAUCAAAUAUACUAAUAUUCAUCAAAUUGUUAUUGAAAGGAAUAAAGCUUACACUGGUUACAAGA
This is a messenger RNA of Topomyia yanbarensis, 2940 nucleotides long. RefSeq names its product oxysterol-binding protein-related protein 8-like. The coding region runs from base 1 to 1485 and encodes 494 amino acids. Gene Ontology annotation, cellular component: membrane; intracellular membrane-bounded organelle; cytosol. The record is from RefSeq and is a predicted model, not a curated record. Gene Ontology annotation, molecular function: cholesterol binding. The transcript is spliced from 4 exons. Lineage: Eukaryota; Metazoa; Arthropoda; Insecta; Diptera; Culicidae.